Tetrahymena thermophila SB210 is the source of this 1731-nucleotide messenger RNA. RefSeq names its product transmembrane protein, putative. The record is from RefSeq and is a predicted model, not a curated record. Lineage: Eukaryota; Ciliophora; Oligohymenophorea; Hymenostomatida; Tetrahymenidae. The transcript has a single exon.
AUGAAGGGUGAAUAAGAAUUAACUUCAGAAGGUGAUAAUCAACCUGCUGAAGUAGAAAAAAAUUAAUAUAUUUUUCAUCAUAAAGGUGAAGAUCCUAAUUUCAAAUAUUACUUUUCAAGUGACAUUGAAAGUUACAGUAGCGAGCAUAAAGACCAAAGUUUUAUAGAUCAUAAUAAAGAGGUCAUAAGAAAUCCUUUGCUAUUCAUUAUAGCUUUUGUGAUUCAAUACUUUACCUACAUUGUAUAUAUUGCGUUUAUACCUUUUAUUGCCUUUAAAGAUGUUGUUUUUGAGGGAAGAGUAGAUUUUAUUAAAGAGAGGAUUUGGUCUUGGUUUUCACUUUGGGCAAUUGCUUACUUGGUUCUUACAUAUUUCUGGUUCCCUCUUAAAAGCGAAGAAAUGCAUUACUUACUUGAGGAUGAAAUAUAUUUUAUUUUUACUACUUUCUUGGUUUUUAGCUACUUGAGAGCUGUCGAUGUGCAAAGUUCAGGUUCCUUUAAAGAAUAAUUUAUCAGGAUUAUAAAUGUUAAUUAAAAUGUAUGCUAAUUAGUUUAUUUUAAUUGUUAUCGUGACUCUAUUUCAACAUAACUUGAUUAUAAUUCUAAUGUAGAAUUUUAGAGAUAAUCGCAGUUUUCAGCUAUUGCUACUCAUUACACUCUUAUGGGUGUUAAGAAAAUAAAAAAUAAUCUUAAUAUCCCAAUAAAAAACAUGGUCCAUUAAUUCAGUAACUAUUUACCUCCUAAUUCUAAGCACUUCUUUAUACUCUUUGCUAUUUUAGCAUUAAAGGCAUGGUUUAUUCUUUUGUAUGUGCUUAAAAAAUCUUCUUUGUAAUUAGAUAAUUUUAGGAGUAUAUUCGAUUUCUUACUGAUAAUGUUUGUGUAUGUUUAUAUCGCAUUCAACUUGAACAGAGCUCUUGGAAAUAAUGAUCUUAGAAAAAAGAUUUUGUAGAUUGAAAGAUUGAAUGAUUUAAUUGAUUUUUAGAAUUUAAAUUUAAAAAACUAUAAAAAAAAGCUAGAUGUAACCUGUCCAAUCAGUUUUGAAACAUGGGAUGUGGCAAGAAAAUUUAUUCUAAACCAUAAAAGAUCUUAUCUAUAAGUAUUAGAAAUAUCCUACUUAACUCUAUUUUUCUAUUACUUAUUUGUUAUUGUUGUUUGUCUAUCAGCAUAUUUUGAUUUAGACUGGCUGAUACCAAAAGGUUCUGCGUUGCUAAAACCCGUAGCUGUUAUUAUAAAUACCUUUAAUUUUGUUUUUUUGAGUGUAAUAUUUAUGAUUAGAUUUAAUGUAGGAUCUGAAUAUAACUACUCAUUUUAAAGGCUUCUUUAAAAUGUAUCUUAUCUCUAAAAUAUAGCUUCUGAUUUAAACACUAUGUACCCAGUAUUCUUCUUACAAGAUCCAUCAUCAAUAAACAAAGAGUAUAGAUUGAGUGCUUAUGGUUUGGUGACAAAAAGGAUUAAAUUAUCUUGUUCCUUUUAUAUUGCUUCUUAAAUAUUUUAUAAAUAUAAAGUAUUCACAUCUAAGGAUAAGUAAGAACUGAGAAGAAUGCUUAUAUAAACAAUGGUUCACACAUUAGAUAGAAUCAAAGAAUCUAUUUAGCUGGAUCAGCAUAUGUUCAAAUAUAAAUUUAUUAAUUUUUUAGAAAUAUAAAAUCAUGAUUUUAUUUUCACACUCUGCUUAGGUUUAGUUCCAAUUUUACCAAAAAUAAUCCCAACCUUUAUUUCUUUUUAUAGAGACUGA